GCCGCCCGCGGUAAAGCCGGGUCGCCGGGGAGUCAGUGGCAUGGAGCCCCGGGCGGCGGACGGCUACUUCCUGGGCGAUGUGGGUUUCUGGGUGGAACGUACCCCGGUGCACGAGGCAGCCCAGCGGGGUGAGACCCUGCAGUUGCAGCAACUUAUCGAGAGCGGUGCCUGCGUCAACCAGGUGACGGUGGACUCCAUCACGCCCCUGCAUGCAGCCAGUCUGCAGGGCCAGGCCCAGUGUGUGCAGCUCCUGCUGGCAGCUGGGGCCCAGGUGGACGCCCGCAACAUUGACGGCAGCACGCCUCUCUGUGAUGCCUGUGCGUCCGGCAGCAUCGAGUGUGUGAAGCUCUUGCUAUCCUAUGGGGCCAAGGUCAACCCACCCCUGUAUACUGCCUCCCCACUGCACGAAGCCUGCAUGAGCGGAAGUUCCGAGUGUGUGAGACUUCUAAUUGACGUUGGGGCCAAUCUGGAAGCACAUGAUUGCCAUUUCGGGACCCCUCUGCACGUCGCCUGUGCCCGGGAGCAUCUGGAUUGUGUCAAAGUACUGCUCAAUGCAGGGGCCAAUGUGAACGCAGCCAAACUUCAUGAGACAGCACUUCACCACGCUGCCAAGGUGAAGAACGUUGACCUCAUUGAGAUGCUCAUUGAGUUUGGAGGCAACAUCUAUGCGCGAGACAACCGGGGGAAGAAGCCCUCAGACUACACCUGGAGCAGCAGCGCUCCCGCCAAGUGCUUCGAGUACUACGAGAGUGAGACUUGCUUGAAUUUUAUGAUAGCGCAGUCUGGACAUGAAAAUGGUGAAGAGCAGGCCAUCCUGCUGCUGAAGGUGAAGUGGGUAUUGAAGACCCUGGCAUGA
Molecule: messenger RNA, 856 nt
Organism: Condylura cristata (star-nosed mole)
Lineage: Eukaryota; Metazoa; Chordata; Mammalia; Eulipotyphla; Talpidae
Gene: ASB13
Product: ankyrin repeat and SOCS box containing 13
Exons: 6
Coding region: 41-856 (271 amino acids)
Biological process (GO): positive regulation of protein catabolic process; protein ubiquitination
Molecular function (GO): protein binding
Source: RefSeq, a predicted model, not a curated record